AUGAAAACUAACCUCCAAAAAGAAGCACAUGAGAUUAAAAAGCUAAAACUAGAGGCACAACAUGAAAAACAGAGAGUGGAGGAAAUGGCAGCUCAACUCCAAAAGGAGAAAGAUGAUGUCAUUGAUCUCAUCGAGGAGACAAAAAGAAAACACACAAUCUUGGAUGAAAUGAAUGCUGAUAUUGAAGAGAAAAGGAAAGUCUUUCAAUCUGAUAAAGACAUGCUUGAGAAGCAAAAACUUGACCUGGAGAAAAACAAAUGUGAAAUUGAAUGUGCCAAGAAAGAUCUUGAACAGAAACUUGUAGAGCAAAGAGAAAAGAAUGAGAUCAAACUGGCAGAGAUACAGAAAGAAAGAGAAUCUCUAGAGUCGAUGAGUGUGAACAUCACAAGACAAACAAAUGACACAGAAAGAGAAAAGGAACAAAUAAGACACAAACAAAAAGAACUUGAGCAACUGCAAGCUGAAAUUCAGAAUCAGCAAAAGCAACUAGAUAAUGACAGCGCCAUUAUACUUAUGGAAAGAAGUCAGCUCGAUCUGAGACUAAUUGAUCUAGAUAAACAACAAACAGAAUUGAAUGCCACUAUGGACUCAAUAAAGAUUGAGCGAAGUGAACUAGAUAAGGAUAAAAAAGAGAUUGAAGAAAAUAUGGAAAACUUGGAAAUUUUAAGACAAGACUUACUUAAAGAAAGGGAGUUAAUUGAUGACAACAGAAUAUUUCUGCAUAAAGAAAGUGAUGAUUUAGACCAAAAUAAAAAGAAUUUGGCUCAGGAGUUGAAGAUGAUAACAUUUCAGAAACGUGCACUUGAAGAUGAAAAGGACAAAUUAGAACAGAUGCAGAUCCAGCUACAAAGAGAAACUGAUGAUUUUAGAAAUCUAAAGGAAGAGACAGAUAAUGAAAGACAACAUUUGGAAGAAAUGGCUGCACAACUUCAGAAAGAAAGAGAUGAGAUUGUGGAAUUUGCAACUAACGAAAAGAACAGUGUUGAAAGCGAAAGAGCUGCAAUGGCCAAAGAAAAACAGGACUUGAUGAAUGAGUUGAAAAAGAAGACUGAAAAUGUGGAACUCCUCAUGGAAGAGGUACUUAGAGAGAAGAAAUUACUUGAAAAGGCCAGGCAGUUACUGAAUAGAGAUAUAGAAGAUGUAGAUAAAAAGAGAGCUAAUUUAGACAAAGACUCAGCGAGUCUCAAAUUUGAGAGAGAAGCUUUUGAGGGUGAGAAGGAAAUAAUUGGACAAUUGAAAUAUGAGCUACGAAGAGAAGCCAAUGAGACUGAGAAGCUAAAAUUACAGAUACAACAUGAAAGACAGAGGGUGGAGGAAAUGGCAGCUCAACUCCAAAAGGAGAAAGAUGAUGUCAUUGAUCUCAUCGAGGAGACAAAAAGAAAACACACAAUCUUGGAUGAAAUGAAUGCUGAUAUUGAAGAGAAAAGGAAAGUCUUUCAAUCUGAUAAAGACAUGCUUGAGAAGCAAAAACUUGACCUGGAGAAAAACAAAUGUGAAAUUGAAUGUGCCAAGAAAGAUCUUGAACAGAAACUUGUAGAGCAAAGAGAAAAGAAUGAGAUCAAACUGGCAGAGAUACAGAAAGAAAGAGAAUCUCUAGAGUCGAUGAGUGUGAACAUCACAAGACAAACAAAUGACACAGAAAGAGAAAAGGAACAAAUAAGACACAAACAAAAAGAACUUGAGCAACUGCAAGCUGAAAUUCAGAAUGAACAAAAGGAAGUGGACAAUGCCAGAGCCAUUAUAAUAAGGGACAGAAAUCAGCUUGAUCUGAGACAGGGUGAGCUAGACAAACAACAGACAAAUGUCAAUGAUAUAAUGGAACUAAUGAGAAAUGAAAGAGGCCAACUAGAUAAGGAUAAAGAAGAGAUGGAAGAACAGAAACAGCAAAUGGAAAACAAUUUGAGAGAUGCCCUCAAGACAGAGACUGAGAACUUGGAGCUUCUUAGGCAAGACUUACUUAAAGAAAGGGAAUUGAUUGAUAAUAACAGAAAAAUGUUGCAGAAAGAAGGUGACGAUGUAGAUCAAAUAAGAAAGAACCUAGUUCAGGACUUGGAGAUGAUAACACUUCAGAAACAAGAGUCUGAAGAUGAGAAGACUAAGAUAGAACAGAUGAAGAUCCAACUACAGAGAGAAAAUGAUUACAUAAGAAAGCUAAAAGAAGAAACACAGAAUGAUAGACAGAAUUUGGAAAAUAUGGCAACCCAACUUCAGAAAGACAGAGAUGAAAUUGCCAUUCUAGCCAAAGAGAUAAAAAACAAAAAUGAAAUUCUGGAUGAAAUGAAAGUUGCAAACGAAUCUGCAUCAGCAAAUCUACAUAGAGAGAAAGAGAAUCUCGAGCAAAUGAGAGUGCAAAUUUCUAAACAAACAGAGAAUAUUGAAAAUGAAAAAGACAAAAUAAGAGCCAGUAAAAAUGAACUAAAACGGCUGCAAGCAGACAUUUAUAAACAAACAAGUGAAAUGGAAAACCUCAAACAAAUCAUCACUUCAGAGGAGAACCAGCUUGAACUGAGAAAGGCUGAAAUAGAAAAACAACAAAAAGAAGUUAAUGACAUUGUGGAAUUCACAAAGAAUGAAAAGAGCCUUCUUGAAAAUGAAAGAGCUGCAAUAAUCAGUGAAAAAGAGGACAUGAUGGAUGAACUGAAAAAGAAGUCUGAAUAUGUGGAUCUCCUCUUGAAAGAGGUACUGACUGAAAAGGAAUUACUGAAGAGAAAUGUGGAAGAUGUAGAAAGAAAAAGAGCCAAUGUAGACAAAGAUUCAGAGAGUCUUAAACUUGAGAGAGACACUUUUGAGAAUGAGAAGGAAACGAUGGAAAAAAUGAAAACUAACCUCCAAAAAGAAGCACAUGAGAUUAAAAAGAUAAAACUAGAGGCACAACAUGAAAAACAGAGAGUGGAGGAAAUGGCAGCUCAACUCCAAAAGGAGAAAGAUGAUGUCAUUGAUCUCAUCGAGGAGACAAAAAGAAAACACACAAUCUUGGAUGAAAUGAAUGCUGAUAUUGAAGAGAAAAGGAAAGUCUUUCAAUCUGAUAAAGACAUGCUUGAGAAGCAAAAACUUGACCUGGAGAAAAACAAAUGUGAAAUUGAAUGUGCCAAGAAAGAUCUUGAACAGAAACUUGUAGAGCAAAGAGAAAAAAAUGAGAUCAAAUUGGCAGAGCUACAGAAAGAAAGAGAAUCUCUAGAGUCGAUGAGUGUGAACAUCACAAGACAAACAAAUGACACAGAAAGAGAAAAGGAACAAAUAAGACACAAACAAAAAGAACUUGAGCAACUGCAAGCUGAAAUUCAGAAUCAGCAAAAGCAACUAGAUAAUGACAGCGCCAUUAUACUUAUGGAAAGAAGUCAGCUCGAUCUGAGACUAAUUGAUCUAGAUAAACAACAAACAGAAUUGAAUGCCACUAUGGACUCAAUAAAGAUUGAGAGAAGUGAACUACAUAAGGAUAAAAAAGAGAUUGAAGAAAAUAUGGAAAACUUGGAAAUUUUAAGACAAGACUUACUUAAAGAAAGGGAGUUAAUUGAUGACAACAGAAUAUUUCUGCAUAAAGAAAGUGAUGAUUUAGACCAAAAGAAAAAGAAUUUGGCUCAGGAGUUGAAGAUGAUAACAUUUCAGAAACGUGCAUUUGAAGAUGAAAAGGACAAAUUAGAACAGAUGCAGAUCCAGCUACAAAGAGAAACUGAUGAUUUUAGAAAUCUAAAGGAAGAGACAGAUAAUGAAAGACAACAUUUGGAAGAAAUGGCUGCACAACUUCAGAAAGAAAGAGAUGAGAUUGUGGAAUUUGCAACUAACGAAAAGAACAGUGUUGAAAGCGAAAGAGCUGCAAUGGCCAAAGAAAAACAGGACUUGAUGAAUGAGUUGAAAAAGAAGACUGAAAAUGUGGAACUCCUCAUGGAAGAGGUACUUAGAGAGAAGAAAUUACUUGAAAAGGCCAGGCAGUUACUGAAUAGAGAUAUAGAAGAUGUAGAUAAAAAGAGAGCUAAUUUAGACAAAGACUCAGAGAGUCUCAAAUUUGAGAGAGAAGCUUUUGAGGGUGAGAAGGAAAUAAUUGGACAAUUGAAAUAUGAGCUACGAAGAGAAGCCGAUGAGACUGAGAAGCUAAAAUUAGAGAUACAACAUGAAAGACAGAGGGUGGAGGAAAUGGCAGCUCAACUCCAAAAGGAGAAAGAUGAUGUCAUUGAUCUCAUCGAGGAGACAAAAAGAAAACACACAAUCUUGGAUGAAAUGAAUGCUGAUAUUGAAGAGAAAAGGAAAGUCUUUCAAUCUGAUAAAGACAUGCUUGAGAAGCAAAAACUUGACCUGGAGAAAAACAAAUGUGAAAUUGAAUGUGCCAAGAAAGAUCUUGAACAGAAACUUGUAGAGCAAAGAGAAAAGAAUGAGAUCAAACUGGCAGAGAUACAGAAAGAAAGAGAAUCUCUAGAGUCGAUGAGUGUGAACAUCACAAGACAAACAAAUGACACUGAAAGAGAAAAGGAACAAAUAAGACACAAACAAAAAGAACUUGAGCAACUGCAAGCUGAAAUUCAGAAUGAACAAAAGGAAGUGGACAAUGCCAGAGCCAUUAUAAUAAGGGACAGAAAUCAGCUUGAUCUGAGACAGGGUGAGCUAGACAAACAACAGACAAAUGUCAAUGAUAUAAUGGAACUAAUGAGAAAUGAAAGAGGCCAACUAGAUAAGGAUAAAGAAGAGAUGGAAGAACAGAAACAGCAAAUGGAAAACAAUUUGAGAGAUGCCCUGCAAGACUUACUUAAAGAAAGGGAAUUGAUUGAUAAUAACAGAACAAUGUUGCAGAAAGAAGGUGACGAUGUAGAUCAAAUAAGAAAGAACCUAGUUCAGGACUUGGAGAUGAUAACACUUCAGAAACAAGAGUCUGAAGAUGAGAAGACUAAGAUAGAACAGAUGAAGAUCCAACUACAGAGAGAAAAUGAUCACAUAAGAAAGCUAAAAGAAGAAACACAGAAUGAUAGACAGAAUUUGGAAAAUAUGGCAACCCAACUUCAGAAAGACAGAGAUGAAAUUGCCAUUCUAGCCAAAGAGAUAAAAAACAAAAAUGAAAUUCUGGAUGAAAUGAAAGUUGCAAACGAAUCUGCAUCAGCAAAUCUACAAAGAGAGAAAGAGAAUCUCGAGCAAAUGAGAGUGCAAAUUUCUAAACAAUCAGAGGAUAUUGAAAAUGAAAAAGACAAAAUAAGAGCCAGUAAAGAUGAACUAAAACGGCUGCAAGCAGACAUUUAUAAACAAACAAGUGAAAUGGAAAACCUCAAACAAAUCAUCACUUCAGAGGAGAACCAGCUUGAACUGAGAAAGGCUGAAAUAGAAAAACAACAAAAAGAAGUUAAUGACAUUUUGGAAUUCACAAAGAAUGAAAAGAGCCUUCUUGAAAAUGAAAGAGCUGCAAUGAUCAGUGAAAAAGAGGACAUGAUGGAUGAACUGAAAAAGAAGUCUGAAUAUGUGCAUCUCCUCUUGAAAGAGAGAGUGGAGGAAAUGGCAGCUCAACUCCAAAAGGAGAAAGAUGAUGUCAUUGAUCUCAUCGAGGAGACAAAAAGAAAACACACAAUCUUGGAUGAAAUGAAUGCUGAUAUUGAAGAGAAAAGGAAAGUCUUUCAAUCUGAUAAAGACAUGCUUGAGAAGCAAAAACUUGACCUGGAGAAAAACAAAUGUGAAAUUGAAUGUGCCAAGAAAGAUCUUGAACAGAAACUUGUAGAGCAAAGAGAAAAAAAUGAGAUCAAAUUGGCAGAGAUACAGAAAGAAAGAGAAUCUCUAGAGUCGAUGAGUGUGAACAUCACAAGACAAACAAAUGACACUGAAAGAGAAAAGGAACAAAUAAGACACAAACAAAAAGAACUUGAGCAACUGCAAGCUGAAAUUCAGAAUGAACAAAAGGAAGUGGACAAUGCCAGAGCCAUUAUAAUAAGGGACAGAAAUCAGCUUGAUCUGAGACAGGCUGAGCUAGACAAACAACAGACAAAUGUCAAUGAUAUAAUGGAACUAAUGAGAAAUGAAAGAGGCCAACUAGAUAAGGAUAAAGAAGAGAUGGAAGAACAGAAACAGCAAAUGGAAAACAAUUUGAGAGAUGCCCUCAAGACAGAGACUGAGAACUUGGAGCUUCUUAGGCAAGACUUACUUAAAGAAAGGGAAUUGAUUGAUAAUAACAGAACAAUGUUGCAGAAAGAAGGUGACGAUGUAGAUCAAAUAAGAAAGAACCUAGUUCAGGACUUGGAGAUGAUAACACUUCAGAAACAAGAGUCUGAAGAUGAGAAGACUAAGAUAGAACAGAUGAAGAUCCAACUACAGAGAGAAAAUGAUUACAUAAGAAAGCUAAAAGAAGAAACACAGAAUGAUAGACAGAAUUUGGAAAAUAUGGCAACCCAACUUCAGAAAGACAGAGAUGAAAUUGCCAUUCUAGCCGAAGAGAUAAAAAACAAAAAUGAAAUUCUGGAUGAAAUGAAAGUUGCAAAUGAAUCUGCAUCAGCAAAUCUACAAAGAGAGAAAGAGAAUCUCGAGCAAAUGAGAGUGCAAAUUUCUAAACAAACAGAGGAUAUUGAAAAUGAAAAAGACAAAAUAAGAGCCAGUAAAGAUGAACUAAAACGGCUGCAAAAACGUGCAUUUGAAGAUGAAAAGGACAAAUUAGAACAGAUGCAGAUCCAGCUACAAAGAGAAACUGAUGAUUUUAGGAAUCUAAAGGAAGAGACAGAUAAUGAAAGACAACAUUUGGAAGAAAUGGCUGCACAACUUCAGAAAGAAAGAGAUGAGAUUGUGGAAUUUGCAACUAACGAAAAGAACAGUGUUGAAAGCGAAAGAGCUGCAAUGGCCAAAGAAAAACAGGACUUGAUGAAUGAGUUGAAAAAGAAGACUGAAAAUGUGGAACUCCUCAUGGAAGAGGUACUUAGAGAGAAGAAAUUACUUGAAAAGGCCAGGCAGUUACUGAAUAGAGAUAUAGAAGAUGUAGAUAAAAAGAGAGCUAAUUUAGACAAAGACUCAGAGAGUCUCAAAUUUGAGAGAGAAGCUUUUGAGGGUGAGAAGGAAAUAAUUGGACAAUUGAAAUAUGAGCUACGAAGAGAAGCCAAUGAGACUGAGAAGCUAAAAUUAGAGAUACAACAUGAAAGACAGAGGGUGGAGGAAAUGGCAACUCAACUCCAAAAAGAAAGACAUGAUUUCAGUUAUCUAGUUGAGGACACAAAAAGAAAGAAAGAUAUUUUGGAUAACACUUAUAUUGAAAUACAGAAGGAACAACAAGCAAUUAAGAGUGACAAAGACUUGCUCAGAAAGGAACAUUCUGAUAUGGAGAAAACCAAAGCUAAGGAAGAUCUUGAAUGCCAACUUGCUGAACUUAAGUCAAAACUUGAGAUCACAAUGGAAGAGAUACAGCAAGAGAGAGACACUCUUCAGCAGACGAGUGAGAAAAUCUCAAGAGAAAGAAUUAUCCUUGAAAAUGAAAAGGAGCAGUUAAGAAUGGGAAUGGAUGAUCUUGAGAGAAUGAGAGCAGACAUUAAGAAACAGCGAGAAGAUCUCUUGAGGUUCGAAAUCCCACUAGAAGAGAGUCUGCUUGGGAAAGCAAAGACUGCAAGGGUUUUUCAGCAGAGUGCAGUGGAUGCAGCCAACAGAGUCUCAGAAAAGGAGAGGACUGAUCCUGAUGGACAAAGAGUCUUGGUAGAGCAAAUGAAGGAAUUACACUUCGAUUUGAAAGAUGCAUUAGAAACAGACACAGAGAGAAUGAAGCCAGACAUACCUGAUAAAGAUGAGAUUAAGUCUGAGAAGCAGCUUAUUGAAGAUGAGAGGGAGAAGUUGGAUCAGAUGAGAGCUGAGAUGAUAAAUGAAGCAAAUCAUAUUGAAGAGGAAAAACAGGACAUCCAGAAUGAAAGACAGAAGCUAGAAGAAAUGGCAGCUCAACUUCAAGAAGAAAGGGGGAUUAUUGAGAGCCUUAAUGAGGAGAGUAAUGUGCAGAAAUACAAUAAACAAAGAGUUGCAAUUGAAUUUGAAAUGGAGAAGGCUGAUCUUGAGAAAAUAAAGACAGAAAUUGCUAAAGCCAACGAUUAUUUUGCAGAACAAAGGGAAAAUCAUGAGAUGACAAUUGCAGAGAUAAAGAGCGAGAAGGACACUGUUGAAGAAAUGAGGAUGGACAUCUCUAAACAAGUGGAAAGUAUUGAAAACGAGAAUGAAAAGCUAUCACGCAGACAAAGUGAACUUGUACAGCUCCAAGGAGACGUUCUAAAACAACAGCAGGAGAUGGAUGAGCUGAAGAACAUUGUCAUGAUGGAAAUGAAUCAGCUUGACCAGAGACAGACUGAUAUUGAUCAUUUACAGAGAGAGGUUGAUGAUUUAAUGGAAUUUACAAAGACAGAAAUGAUGAAUAUAGAAAAAGAAAGGGUGGAAUUGAUGGGGCAAAAGAGGAAUAUGGAAAGCAAUAUGGUCAUGCUAGAGAAGGAGAAGGAGAACAUCAAGCAACUGAAAAUAAAUUUACUUGAAGAAAAAGAUGUAAUUGAAAAAGAAAGAGGGCUGCUGACUAGAGAUUUGGAUAAUAUGCAGAGACAGAAAAUGGAUAUAGAGAGAGAAAUUGAGAAUAUAAAAAUUGCGAAGCAAAAAAUUGAAAAUGAGAAGGAAGAGCUACAGAAGAUGAAAACUGACCUUCAAAUAAAAGCUGAGGACUUUGAUAAUCGAAUUGAAGAGACAAACAAAGAUAGACAGAAACUAAAAGAGAUGGCAGCCCAAUUUCAAAAACAGAGUGAUGACAUUAUUAGUCUUCCUGAAAAGAGCCAAACGGAGGAAGAGGUUUCAGUUGGAACAUAUGAUGAGAUAGAGAAGCGAAGGGAAGUCGAUAAAUCUGACACAUACCUGCUUCAAGAAGAAGAGCUGGAGAAAUCCAAGCUCAAAUUGAAGAUGAGAAGGAAAAAAUAA
Xyrauchen texanus (razorback sucker) is the source of this 8883-nucleotide messenger RNA. RefSeq names its product centrosomal protein of 290 kDa-like. Bases 1 to 8883 code for a protein of 2960 amino acids. The transcript is spliced from 5 exons. NCBI's taxonomy places the organism in Eukaryota, Metazoa, Chordata, Actinopteri, Cypriniformes, Catostomidae. The record is from RefSeq and is a predicted model, not a curated record.